AUGUCUUCAGAGCUUCUAACAUCCUUCCGCAAGUUUGCCAUAUAUGGAAACCCCGGUGCAUCUGGAAAUGACAUGAAUGGCAAGAACUUUACCAAAUUGUGCAAGGAGUGCAAGAUCUUACAGGGCAAGUGCACCAACGCUGACGUGGAUAUUGUCUUCAGCAAAGUCAAGAGUAAAGGAGCUCGUGUUAUUAACUUCAGUGAGUUCCAGGAGGCCCUGAAAUUACUCUCAGCAAAGACAUUCCCAGGGAUGCCUGCAGAUCAGACUCAAGCUGCAGUUGUUGCACUGGUAGUAGGAAAAGAACCACUGAGCAUUGGAACCACAAAAACAACAACAAUGGGAGCAGUGGAUCGUCUCACAGACACCUCAAAAUACACCGGCACACACAAGCCCCGGUUUGACAGCAGUGGGAAAGGCAAAGGCAAAUCCGGCCGAGAAGAUGUGGUAGAAAACACUGGAUAUGUUGGAUCUUAUAAGGGAAAAGAUACCUACAACAAGAAAAAUGAAUAAGUUCAUAACACUGAUUCCAUUUAGCAUCAUGACAUGGUUAAAAAAUAUGACUGUUGUACAACAUAACAAUUGAUAAGUUAGUUGAAUAAC
Molecule: messenger RNA, 600 nt
Organism: Bombina bombina (fire-bellied toad)
Lineage: Eukaryota; Metazoa; Chordata; Amphibia; Anura; Bombinatoridae
Product: tubulin polymerization-promoting protein family member 3-like
Exons: 3
Coding region: 1-510 (169 amino acids)
Biological process (GO): positive regulation of protein polymerization; microtubule bundle formation; microtubule polymerization
Cellular component (GO): microtubule
Molecular function (GO): tubulin binding
Source: RefSeq, a predicted model, not a curated record